AUGACCGAUGAUGAGAUCAUAUUUUAUAAAAGAGAAAAACUAAAAUUUAAUGAAUUAUUAAGUAAAUUUGAUUGGACAGAAGAUUGUUUAUUGAAAGAACAAAAAACAUUGAUACAAUGUCCAAUUGAUCGAGGACAUCGAUUUCCAAUAGGAUCAAAACAUGUACAACAUUGCCAAUUAGUAAAAGAAGGAUUUUCUAAAGAAUAUCUAAAAGAAUUAGCUGAAUGUGAACAAGAAAAACAAUUACUUAAUCAAUCCGGUAUUUUAUUUACUCCAUCACAGCUCAGUGAUAUUGUUCAUCGACCUAUAACAAUCACAAAUAAUCUUCCAUUAAGUAUUGAACAAGCAACAAUUUUAUUUUCGCCUGGUGAACGAUCUUUAAUUGCUCAAGCUGUACAUAAUGAAGCUUUGCGUUUGGGAAUUGUACCAUCCACAUCACAUUCUAUUAUUGAUAAUCAACUUGUUCAAUCACAAAAGUCAAAUAUUUCUCAACAAUUAAAUAAAUUAGCUGAAUUACGUGAUCAAAAACGACGUCCAACUAAAUAUGUCACUCGACCAACAAAAAAAAAUUUUUAUGAUAUUGCUCGUGAAAUGAUCAAUACUGAAAUGAAAUUCAUUGAACAAGUAAAUCAUCAAAUAGAUUCUGAUCAAACUAAACAUGACAAAGAUCAUUCAAAAGAACAUAAACAUAAACAUAAACAUCGAUCAUCAUCAAAAAAAACACGUCGAUCUAGUCAUACUAAAGAAAAAUAUUAUUAUUCAAAUUCAAAUAUGUGGUCUGUAAUAACAUGGAUACGAGAUUUCAUUGCUGAAUAUACUUGGUUUUGGUGGUCAUCAAAUGAUUCAAAAUCGAAUACAGUACUUCUUGUCGGUCUAGAUGAUGCUGGUAAAACAACAUUAACUGGUCGUUUAACUCAAAAUCGUCUUAUUCAAGCACCACCAACAAGUCAACCAUCAAAACAUGAAAUUAAAAUUGGCUCAACUCUUUUAGCUAUAACUGAUGUUGGUGGUCAUAAACAAGCAAGACGUUUAUGGCGAGAUUAUAUGUUUUCGUCAACACGUCUUAUUUUUAUGAUUGAUGCAAGUAAUCGUCAACGUUUACCUGAAGCACGCAGUGAAUUAUUAAAUAUAUUAGAUGAUGAUGAUUUGAAAUUUGUACCUCUAUUAAUUCUUGCUAAUAAAAUUGAUAUUAUUGAUACAGCAUAUAGUGAAAAUGAAUUAAGAUAUCUUCUUCAAAUUGAAAAAUAUCUUAAUGAAGAAAAUCCUCGAAUUAAAUUAUGUAUGUGUAGUAUUAAAAGAAAUGAAGGUUUUACUGAUGGUUUACGAUGGCUUGUUAAACAGCCAAUUAAAUUGGAUAAUUAG
Molecule: messenger RNA, 1362 nt
Organism: Rotaria sordida
Lineage: Eukaryota; Metazoa; Rotifera; Eurotatoria; Philodinida; Philodinidae
Source: the annotation of a GenBank genome assembly